Molecule: messenger RNA, 1158 nt
Organism: Prunus armeniaca (apricot)
Lineage: Eukaryota; Viridiplantae; Streptophyta; Magnoliopsida; Rosales; Rosaceae
Source: the annotation of a GenBank genome assembly
AUGAACUACAAUGACUAUGAUUCUUAUGGCUCGAAUAGCCAAUCCAUUGGCCAACACUAUGGCCAAUAUAAUUUUAUCCAUCAAGGUGGGCCUAACAACCAAUAUGGCUCAAGUAGUCAAUUUGGUGGCCAAUAUGAUGGGCACAACUAUGUUGGAGGAUUUGGUGACCAAUAUGGUGGGCACAACUAUAUUGGCGGAAAUGAUCCUAUGAACCAAAAUGGUUUGAUUGAUCAAAAUGGAUUUGGUGGCCAAACCAAUCAAGGUGGCUAUAGCGGCCAGUACGAUUCUACAUAUCAAUAUGGCUUUGGUAUCCAGUUCAAUUGCCAACAUGACGGAAACAAAAAUUAUAGCCAAAAUAAUAUGAUAUAUCAAAAUUAUGCGAAUGGCCAAUACAAUCAACUGGCUCGAGGGCAAUACACUUACCGAGAUGCCCAAAAUAAUCCGGCCAAUAUCUAUGAUCAACCUAGUUAUGGCUCCCACCAAACGAAUCAUUCUAAUGGCUAUAAUGGCCAAAAUAUUCUUAGUGUAAGUGAGAGGCCAUAUGUUGACCGCAUGAACAAAGAACAUCAAAAUUUCAUAAAGGAAAUAUUUGAAGUAAAAGAAAUGGUGGAUGAGUUUUAUGCUUCCAACGAACAUUUGAUCCAAGGUUUGCGUGAAAUCGCCUUGCAACUUGCGGUCGAAGAGCAAGUUCUUAUCCAACAAGCCGAGAGGCAAACUCUCAACCCCAACCUUGAUUCUCAGUCACAAGAGGAAAAUUCUUAUGUGGUUGCAAGUCGGCCACCCAUUCCACCUACUCCUCUAGAAGAAAGUGGGGUUAGUAGGGAAUAUGAGAAUAAGAAAGAGAUGGGCAAGACGACCUUAGGAUCAAAUGUUCAAGUUGACCGUCCUAUUGAGAGCCUAACAUUGGUUGAGGAAAAGGAGUCCACUCAGGGGGAUGAAACCCAAAAGAUGGUCACCGAUGAAAAUUGCAAUAUGGUCCAACCCAAGGCCACUAUCCUAGGAUGUAAUAGCUUACCACCUAGUGAAGAAAGAGGUCAAAGCACGACCCAAGGUGAUAUCAUAAUACACAUGAUUGUAGGAGAAAAACUUGACAUUGCGAGACCACAAUUGCAAGUGGUCAAAUUUAUUGAGCCCCAGCCAAAGGCCAAGAUUGGCUGA